CAAUUGUCCAUUAUCGUUGUAUUGAUGUGCUGUUCUUCACUUGUGUCUAUAGACUCCGGGCAAUGAUACACUUUUCUUCAUUCCUUUCAGCGAUUCGUACGAGACAGACCGACUUUUCUCAGCUGUGUAAGUACAAGUCAAUUUCAAAGUAUAAGGAAUUGCUGUAGAUAAGCGAAGAAGAUGCUGAAAUUAAUACUGCUUGCCGUGGCAACCCAGCUUUGUUUGGCAGCUCCAGAAGGAAAAUCAGGCAUACCAUGUCCCCUUAUUAUGUGUCCGGAAUGCCCAGAAGGUUUUCGGACAGAAAGACCGUGGACAGAAGAUGUUGACUGCUCUCAGAUAAGCUGUAAAUGCAUACCAACUGGCCAAUCAUCCCCGAAGAAGCCCUGUCCGAUGAUACAUUGCCCUGGAGGAAGAUUUGGUGCAUGUAGAAAUGUUGAUGGAUGUGACUUUUGCGAGUGCUUGCCAAUUUGCCCCCCAAUUCCCCCAGUAUGCCCUAAAGAAUGCAAGAAAGGUAAGAGAAGAGGGUGUCCGUUUUGUCAUUGUACCGUCAAACCUCCAGUCUGUCCUUUGGCUAUGUGUGCCAUGUACUGUGAACAUGGCUUUGAGAGAGACGAUAAAGGCUGUAAUAUUUGCAAAUGCAGAAAAUGUCCACUUGGCAUGUGCCGAAUGUAUUGCAAGAAUGGGUUUCAAAAGAAUGAAUUCGGAUGUGAAAUCUGCGAAUGUAAACCAGAUCCAAAACCACUCUGUCCCCCAGUGAUGUGCAAAAUGCACUGCAAACACGGCUUUUUGAGCGAUAAAGACGGGUGCCCAGUUUGCAAAUGCAGACAAUGUCCUCCUCAGAUGUGCAGACAAUAUUGCAGGUUCGGAUUUCAGCGUGGCAAGGAUGGAUGCCCCCUGUGCAAAUGCAGAAGAAUGCCAACAGAAAUCCGCCCGAUGAAGGUUGGCAUGCCUGGUACCCAGGGCUGAUCUCCAAGGCUGGACUAAACAAGCUGAUUUUCUAUUGUUUUUAUAUAGUUUUUCCUUUUGAUUAUGUAUCUUGUUCUUGUUAAAUAACUUUUAACUCUAUAUGUUUAUUGAGUGUAUUAGUAUUAAGAUUUGACUCUUGUUCUUUUCCUCAAAUACCCCAAUAUGCUUCGAAGAUAAGAUAUAAGAGAUAACUGCUGAAAUGAAGAA
Rhopilema esculentum is the source of this 1173-nucleotide messenger RNA. RefSeq lists its product as uncharacterized. The record is from RefSeq and is a predicted model, not a curated record. Lineage: Eukaryota; Metazoa; Cnidaria; Scyphozoa; Rhizostomeae; Rhizostomatidae. Gene Ontology annotation, molecular function: serine-type endopeptidase inhibitor activity.